UACUUGGGUGCCGACGGCACGACGGACAAGCAGCAGCUGAUCAAGAAGAAGGCGGACUGAGCGCGCAACAUCAACGAGCCGCGCGCAGCCGUCGAGAUGUACCUGUCCGCUGGCGAGACCGCCAGAGCCGUCGAGAUGUACCUGUCCGCUGGCGAGACCGCCAAAGCCGUCGAGAUGUACCUGUCCGCUGGCGAGACCGCCAAAGCCGUCGAGAUGUAUCUGUCCGCUGGCGAGACCGCCUAAGCCGUCGAGAUGUACCUGUCCGCUGGCGAGACCGCCAAAGCCGCCGAGAUGUACCUGUCCGCUGGCGAGACCGCCAGAGCCGCCGAGAUCAUGGCCGAGAACGGCUGGGUCGAGAUGCUCGUUGACGUGGGACGCAAAGCGGACAAGGCUGACCACCAGACGCUGUCGCUGUGUGCGCAGCACUUGCGGCAACUCAAGGCUCGCACCUACGCCAUCGAACUAUACCGGCUAAUUUACUUCAUUAAGGAAGAUGGGUGCGUUGCAGUGCGUAGUCGAGCUCUUCGUAGAGGAUGAAGAUUGGGAAGAGGCGUUCGCGUGGGCUGAGAAGCACCCGCAGUUCAAGGAGUUGGUCUACGUGCCUUAUGCCACCAGCUUGGCCGAGAAGGACGAGUUCCUCCUCGCGCAGAAACCCAUACAAAAUUCAGAUGCGGGUCCGACUCUGAAAUAGGUACCGCCUAGGACUCGGGGCGCGCGUAAAUAAGCUUCUCUAUGUCCGC
Hyalella azteca is the source of this 740-nucleotide messenger RNA. RefSeq names its product intraflagellar transport protein 122 homolog. The coding region runs from base 253 to 537 and encodes 94 amino acids. NCBI's taxonomy places the organism in Eukaryota, Metazoa, Arthropoda, Malacostraca, Amphipoda, Hyalellidae. The record is from RefSeq and is a predicted model, not a curated record. Gene Ontology annotation, cellular component: non-motile cilium; intraciliary transport particle A. The transcript has 3 exons. Gene Ontology annotation, biological process: protein localization to cilium; non-motile cilium assembly; intraciliary retrograde transport.